CUAAUGUUGAAGAAAAUGAAACGGUAGAACAAAUCACUGUCAAAGCUCUUAUUCCAAAAGAAAUUAUCUCAACUGGAGGAACUGACAUUGGACAAACCCCAUAUGUAAAUCAUCAAAUACCUCUCAAACUUGGAAUAGUCCCUGAAACUUUAAGCACUGAAGUAUUCUGGGAUAUACCAAAAGAAGUGCAGCGGAAUGACGAAGCUUGCCUUACAGCAGUUGAACUACUAAAACCAAUCAAGAAUCCUCAAACACGUGAAUAG
Messenger RNA from Funneliformis geosporum, 263 nucleotides. The record is from the annotation of a GenBank genome assembly. Lineage: Eukaryota; Fungi; Glomeromycota; Glomeromycetes; Glomerales; Glomeraceae.